Messenger RNA from Paraphaeosphaeria sporulosa, 1981 nucleotides. Its product is annotated as 3-oxoacid CoA-transferase. The record is from RefSeq and is a predicted model, not a curated record. Lineage: Eukaryota; Fungi; Ascomycota; Dothideomycetes; Pleosporales; Didymosphaeriaceae. Gene Ontology annotation, biological process: ketone body catabolic process. The coding region runs from base 296 to 1927 and encodes 543 amino acids. Gene Ontology annotation, molecular function: succinyl-CoA:3-oxo-acid CoA-transferase activity. The transcript is spliced from 2 exons.
GAGCUAUCAGUUGACGACCCUGAUGCCGCGCCGAGCUUCACACGGUACUGCUUUGGUGUUGAGGGUUGGCAACAUCCGCGUCAAGAUUACCCGCCCCACCCGGAACCAGAACUGGCUCCGUCACCGAACCUCGCGCGUCAUCGGUUACCCAUCCUCGGCCGCGUUGCGAAAGCACAUUUCCUCCAGCGUCCAGGAAUAGCACGUAUCCGAUACCGGUAAAUCCCGACAAAGAUUCGCGUUGCAAUACAUUUAUCGCGCAUACAAUUGACCACUUAUCUUUGUAUUUACACUCACAAUGGAGUCCUCUUCUCGGUUGCUUCUUACCCUUCCGUUACGCAUAUGCGCCAAUCGACCCAUACCCGCACAACUGCGCGCCGCGCGAUACGUCGACAGCAGAUGGAGAUUCGCGUCGCAAAAGAGGUUCAAGACCAUCCCUGCGUCGCGGGAACCUAGAAUCGACCGUUCUCGUUCGAAGGUGUGGCAGUCCGCAGACGAGGCUGUCGCAGAUAUUCAAUCGGGGUCGACUGUGCUCAGCGCUGGAUUCGGACUAUGCGGUGUCGCAGACACUCUGAUACACGCCAUCAAGAACAGGGGCGCGAAAUCGCUACAUUCACUCACCGCCGUGUCAAACAACGCUGGCAUCGAAGACGUGGGCGGGCUGGCUCUGAUUACGAAGUCUGGGCAGGUCAAGAAGCUCAUUAUCAGUUUCCUGGGGAACAACAAAGCUUUGGAGAAGCAAUACCUAUCCGGUGGCAUCACAAUUGAGCUAUGUCCGCAGGGUACAUUGGCGGAACGGAUACGAGCGGCGGGUGCAGGCAUCCCAGCCUUCUAUACCCCAACUGCAGUCAAUACUCUAUUGCAGGAUGGUAAGAUACCGGCACAACAUGACAGCGAAGGAAACGUGAUUGGAUAUGGGACGCCGCGCGAGGUUCGCGAUUUCAACGGCCGAACUUACUUGAUGGAGACUGCAUUAUCUGGUGACGUUGCCAUACUAAGGGCAUGGAAAGCUGAUGAGCAGGGCAACUGUGUCUUUAGGUAUACUACGAAAGCUUUCGGGCCUAUCAUGGCCAAAGCCGCGCGCCUGACCAUCGUCGAAGCCGAGGAAAUCGUGCCGGUCGGAUCACUCAGCCCGAACGAGAUCCACUUACCUGGAAUUUUCGUGAACCGGAUUGUCCCAGCCACCGCGCCGAAGAACAUUGAGAUCAAGAAACUUCGCGACCCGAAAGACGAUGGCAAGCCAUCCAAACAAAACGAAGAUGCCAUGCGUCGAAACCGGAUCGCGCGGCGAGCGGCCAAGGAGCUCAAGCAUGGAUACUACGUCAACUUGGGAGUCGGUAUCCCUACAAUGGCAGCAAGCUUCGUUCCCGAGGGCACAAAAGUGUGGCUGCAGAGCGAGAACGGUAUCCUCGGCAUGGGGCCGCAUCCCACAGAGGAAGAAAUGGACCCCGACAUCAUCAAUGCGGGCAAGCAGACGGUCACGCUACUCCCCGGCGCCUCCACAUUCGACAGCGCCGAAUCAUUCGGUAUGAUCCGCGGUGGUCACGUCGAUGUGUCUAUUCUCGGCGCUCUUCAGGUCAGCACAUCUGGCGAUCUUGCCAACUACAUGAUCCCCGGCAAGGUUUUCAAGGGCAUGGGUGGUGCGAUGGAUCUUGUGGGCAAUCCUGAUGCUACAAAGGUCGUUGUGGCUACAGAGCAUGUGGCCAAAGAUGGCAGCAGCAAGAUUGUACAGGAUUGCAAGCUGCCGCUCACAGGUGCCAAGUGCGUCAGCACUAUCAUUACGGAUAUGUGUGUGUUUCAGGUGGACAGGGAAAAUGGUGGACUGACUUUGACGGAGGUGGCCGAGGGAGUCACUGUAGAGGAUGUGAAGAGCAAGACGGAUGCGAAGUUCACUGUCGCAAAGGAUUUGAAGAACAUGGAAGAGUGGUAAGGUCGAAUUGGCAUUAGCGCUAUCAGAUUUGCUUGUAAAUAAAUAGAUGGAAGC